ACUACACCACCGAGGCCGAUAUUUAUUUUUAUUUAUUUAUUUAUUUAAUUUAGUUGGCUGUGGUGAAUCAGUUCUCGGGAUUCUACCCACGGCUAGAAUUGUCGGCGGUCAGACGGCCACGGCGUGUGAGUUUCCGUGGGUGGCGGCUAUUCUACGUGACAACAUCCUCAUCUGCGGGGGCGCGCUGGUCGACGAAACACACGUGAUCACCGCAGCGCACUGUUUACAUGUAAAGGGAAUAUUUUCUGUACAGCUGGGAAAACAUUACCUCGACAAUACACUGAACGCUCAGUCUCUUCAGGAAAUAUCAGCAACAGCGCUCUCCCACGAACAGUUUCAUCUUGCACAAGGAAUGUUGAACGACAUUGGUGUACUAACGUUAAGCACCCCAGCCGUGUACGGAAACUGCGUUAGGCCGAUAUGCGUGGUCAACGGAACAGGGGCACUCAACUACAGCCUUCCUGGAAUCGUCAUAGGCUGGGGAUACAUGCAAUUCAACAUACAGCAGCCCAGUAGUGAGUUGCGCAAGGUGUCUUUAACGAUGUACGACAGCCAACCUUGCAGGACGUUGUUCAACGAACCCACCAGCAUCGUCAGCGACGGCGUCAUGUGUGCUUCAAACGGGCUGCUGGGAGGAAAAGACGCAUGCAGGGGUGAUUCUGGCGGUCCACUAAUGGCGGUUAUAGACGGAAGGUAUUGGUUGUACGGUCUCGUGUCCAACGGAAGAGACUGCGCUUUGGUGGGACAGACGGGAUUCUAUACGAAGAUAGAAGCCUAUUAUGACUGGCUUACCAGUCACACCCUUUUACAAUAAACACUGUUCACGAAUGUUGUACGAUAUCAAGUUUAUCAAUCACACGCAGUUGCAGAAAAUACUGUAGCCGAAUGUUCAUAUGAUAAAAAAAAAAUUUAAAUUCACAAUAUCACGUUUAUUAGUCAAAUCCAGUUACAAUAAGGUCUGUUUCCGAAUGUUCAUACGAUAAAAAGACAUGCACGAUAUCACAUUUAUCAGUCACACCCAGUUACAAUAAAAUCUGUUCCCGAAUGUUCAUAUAGUGAAACGACAUUUACGAGAUCACAUUUAUCAGUCACACCCAGUUAAAAUAAACACUGUUCCUGACUGUUCAUAUGAUAAAAAGACAUGUAUGAUGUCAAGUUUACCAGUCAUACGCAAUUACAGAUAAUACUGUAACCAAAGUUUAAUUAAUUCAAAGACAUAAUUCAAAAUAGCUAUAUACACAUAUGCACGGUCAAUCUUUAGUCAAGAGAAAAUAGGAGGUGUGUGUUGAAAAAGCAGGAGAUUUUGUCAAAAAACAGGAGAUUUUUUAACUGCACA
Molecule: messenger RNA, 1336 nt
Organism: Gigantopelta aegis
Lineage: Eukaryota; Metazoa; Mollusca; Gastropoda; Neomphalida; Peltospiridae
Product: proclotting enzyme-like
Exons: 5
Coding region: 353-814 (153 amino acids)
Biological process (GO): proteolysis
Molecular function (GO): serine-type endopeptidase activity
Source: RefSeq, a predicted model, not a curated record